UUGCACCCCGCACAGCCUGCCCCUGACAGCGACAUCCACGAUUUGCCACUGCCUUCAAAGGUGUGUCCGAACACGGUGACCCAGGCGCUUCGGAGCUUCCCAGCUGACACAACGCCGGGCCCUAGUGGUCUGCGUGUCCAUGGGCCGCCUGGUGCUGCUCUGGGUAUGCUGGACCAGCUGGCUGCGGUGGUUGGGCUGUUGUCGCAGGGGCGUGCUUGCGCUGAAGUAGCGCCCGUCCUGGCUGGUGCAGCACUGGUGGCGGUUCCAAAGUCCAAUGGUGGAGUCAGGCCUAUUGCUAUAGGGGAAAUCCUACGGCGCUUGACCAGUAAGUGCCACAUGCUCCUUGUGCGUGACGAAGCCCGCGACUUCUUCUUUCCCGUUCAGGUUGGGGUUGGGGUUCCAGCAGGGGCGGAGGCUACCGUCCACACCGUCCGUGCUUGGCUCCAGCGAAAUCAGCUUGCUCAGGGAAAGGUCGUUGUCAAGCUUGACUUCGCCAAACGCCUUCAACAACGUUUCCAGGCGUGCUGUACUGACUGCUGCAACGGCGUCUUUCCCGGGGCUGGCCAGAUGGGCUACUUGGAGUUGCGAGCCGGUCUGGACCUGGCCAUUUUCUAUUUGGAUGACGGUGUCAUCGCUGGGGAUGUGGCCUCCGUUGGAGCGGCUCUUGCGCACCUGCAAUGCCGCGGCCUCGAGCUUGGCCUUCAACUCAACCUCACCAAGUCCGAGACUAUUGGAGUUGGCAGGCUCGACCCGGCCACCCUCACGCACCAUGUGCCGCCAGAGCUUCUCUACGCUGCUGAUGGGACAUCUAAACUUCAGUGGAACUUUGAGUUGCUUGGUGCUGCUGUUGGGAGUGAGGCCUUUGUUGCGCAGCACACUGCUGGCCGGGCUCGGGCUGCCGUGCCUCUUGGGAGACCGAGUCGGCUCGAAGGCCGUUUCGCGUUUGCCAAGGCGGUGCUGCGCCCGCACGCCGAUGAGAAAGGCAAUGCGACCUACUCCGCGACCCCAGGUCGAGAGGCCUUCUGCAAGGCGGCAACACGCAGCCUGCUCGAUUCAAAGAAUAGCGAGCUGUGCCGACGGCCGCCGGUGGGCUUGACCACGAUCGGCAGCUCCGUCAGUGCACUUCGGGACAAACAAUGUGCUAUCAUCUACAAGGGCAAACCCGGAUGUACAACCUGUGAGACUGAUGCCGGCACACAGUUUUAUCAGCGCACAGAUCCAGGGAACCUUUUUGGGUCAGAGCUGGAGAUUUUUAUCCCGGGGAAAUAUUCGUCUAGGUCAGUAAUUACUGGCUAUGACCCAAUGCUUAGUGGUGGCACAGCUGAACGCUUGAUGGCACAGAAGAAUUGCUGUUCAAGCGUACUGUAUGUGCGAGUGCAAUUGAGCCCCUGGGCCAAGGGGUCGCUGCGGUCGGCCACGUGGCCGCUUUGCUGUGGUGCAAGCUCCCGCUGUGCACCGCUGGGAACGCUUGAACAGCAACAGGCACAAGUGACUGCAGCGCAAGUGAUGCAGGAGCUUGUGAAUCUGAGAAACGAACUCACAAGGCAACGCGAAGAGAAUGAUCGGCUAAGGGCCGAGCAAAGCACAGCACUUGAGCGAGUGCGGCAAGAGAGUGCAGCUCAAGUUGCGGAAGUGCGAGCACAAGCGCAUACGGCAGUGCAGCAGGCGACGGCUCAGAUGGGCACGAUGCCACAGUUGGUGAGCGACAUGGUCAAGUCGAACAAGGAACUGGUUGAGGCCAUGGCAAAGAAAGGAGGACCAAACGAGAAGCUCUGUUUGGUCGACACAAAGGGCCUGGGAAAGCCGACGACCUUCUCAGGUGAGAGUGAACAGUUCCAACCAUGGAGGCAUCGAAUGUCGAGCUACGUUUGUUCGAUCCACCAUGAUCUGCAAGAAGUUCUAGAGUGGCUCGAAGAGAGGGAGAAGCCAUUCUCCUCGGAGGAGUUGGACACAGCCUUUGGAGAAAAGGCGUUGGAGGCGGAUCGAGUUCCCAGACUGCAAGAAAAGUCGAGGGAGCUCGCGAACGCGCUCCAAAUGGUUACCUCGAAGGAACCAUUUACGAUCGUGUGCAAUUGCCAGAACAACGGGUUCGAGGCAUGGAGACGCCUUACGAGGCGAUACGAUCCUGCGACUGCAAGCAGGAAGCGCACGAUGUUGAGAGCGAUUAUAUCGCCCCAGAAGCAGAAGCUGGAGAAUCUCCCUCAGGCCAUCGAGGAAUGGGCCGACGCUGUGCGCACUUACGAGAAGCGCAAGGACAGCACAGGGCGACGAACGACCCUGGCUGAUGAGAUAAAGAUGGCAGCACUGGAGGCAAUGUUGCCACAGGAGCUGGAGUCUCACAUCCAGUUGAACCAGAGCCGGUUCUCCACGUACGACGACGUGCUCGACGAGGUGACUCGCUUCAUCGAGUACAAGACAGGAAAGAGUCUGAAGGUGAUUUCUGCAGCCGCAGCCAGUGCGGCGAGCAAGGAUGAUCCUAUGGACCUGUCGUAUGUGGAGAGAGGCAAAGGAAAAGGAACAAGCAAGGUCGUGUGCCACAACUGCGGCAGGAGCGGACACUAUGCCCGCGACUGCUGGAGCAAUGGAGGCAAAGGUUCGCAGCAGCAACGGGGCUCACCCAAAGGAGAAGAGGAUGAAGGCUGGGAAGACGGAGACUGGGGAGAAACCUGGGAGGACGGUUGGGAGGAAGCAGAAACAAACAACCUCUACGUGGGAGUUCCUCCAAAGGAGGAAAAAGACGAGGAUGAAAAGGAGCUAGAAGCUCUGGAAGAGCAAAUGGACAGAGCAAGGGGUCAGUUCCAAGACCUGAAGGAAAAGGUGGAACUUGCGAGGAGACGUCGCCAGGAAAGACUUCUUCAGGAAGCGGAAGAGCUGGCAGAAGCCAGGAGACGUUCCCGCGGCGAGGUGCCAGGGCAGUCCAGCUUCGGAGCGUUUUCGUCUUCGUCGCGAGGACCUCCGGAGAGAGUGCGUGAGCCAAAGGCCGGAAAGAAAGAGGAGAAGAAGGAGGUGAGGUCUAAGGCUUUGGACACGGCACCCUGGAAGCGCGUUUCGCGCUACCGGGAGCCACCAGUGCCUGAGCCCAAGACCCCUCCAAAGGCGAAGCAAGAAAGGAGUCCGGCGUCUUGGGCAGGAAUGCGCUUCAGGGAACGUGUGGCCCACCAAGAUGCCAUACGAGACAAGAAGCCCAGAGGCACCGUCGGGGAGUCCUUACUGAAGAAGCAAGGCGAGGCCUGCUCCACCUGCGUGUCGAGGCGACUAAAGUUCAGGAGCAAAGCGUCCCUUCUGCUGAAGAAGAGGAUGAAGGAGUACAAGGCAGCAGCUGCAAAAGCAGCGGGCUCCCACUACGCCAGGAAAGUUUUCGAAAGAGAAAAGCUUGUGAGGGCCGACAGGCCCAGCAAGGCUGAACUGAGGAGCGCAAAGGUAGCCGAGAAGGUGAAGCAAAGGGAGGAAGAAGCCGCUGGUGGAGAAGAAGAAGAAGACAAGUUUUCCUUGGAGCCGGAGAGCUCCGAGGACGAAAGCGACUUCGAGGAUGACCCUCCAAGCGAGGGGCCCGAGGAACCCAAGAAGGAAGAAAAGAAGAAGCCACCAAAGCAGGAAGAAGGAACCGAAGGAGCAACCGCGAUCACGGCAAGCACCUCGAGCAGCAUGCAGAGGAUGCUGGCGUCGGGUCUUAUGGAGACCAACCGUGCGAACCUCGCGGUCUUGGACCAGAGGAUCGCGACAAAGAGAGAGAAGCUCGAGGGACGCGGCAGUGACCCAGAGCUGGAAGCCGAGAUCGCGAGCCUGGAAGACGAGCGGAAGCGCCUGAAAGAGGAGCGUGAGCGCCUCAGGGCGCAGCAAGCGGGCGUGAAGAAAAAGGAACCCGAACACCGCAGAGACCAGUCGGUGCACGACGUGCGCUACAAACGCCAAGUGGAAAAGGGAGACAGCCACUGGAAGGCUUGGCGUGCGGAAAAGGGACGAAGGAGAGCGCAAGAGCACAGACGCAGCGGUGUGGGCGAAAGAGCAAAGGAGAGGAUCGAGGCCGACAAGAAGUGGCACGCCCGGCACGACGUGAAAGUGAAAAAGGGCGACUUCCGCGAUAACCAGAAGGAAGAGGUCGACGGCAUCGACACGGAGGUUAUCCACAGCGAUGGGACGGAGGCCAAGCCCGAGCGGCGAAAGGACUACCGCCCCCUCACGAAAGCCGAAAGGACGAGCCACCGCGUGGAUGCCGACGACGAGGAGGAGCUCUACCGGAAGGAGCUCGAAAAGCAGGAAAGGCCGAAGGCGACCGGGCGCUACUCGGCGGACCCGUCGAUUGCGGCCGAGCAGAAGAAGAAGAGGAACCAAAAGAGAAACCAAAGGCGCAACAAGCUGAAGAGGAAGCUUGGGUCGACCUGGGAUCCAGAGCACAAAGGAAAGAAGAAGGUCAAGAAAAGCGAAGACGACGACGAAGAGACUGUGCACUGUGAAGACUACGACGACCGCCGCGACCCAAGAGGAGAAGACCCGGAGGACCCGGGCGAAGGAGGCGUGCGCCAAUCGGUGCACAGCUUCGAGACCGUGGAUGCUGCCAGCCUGGGCGCUUCGCCAGGCGUGGCUAGCGUCGAGGUCAACUUUGACACGGGAGCGGCCGUGACCGUUCUGCCUGAGAAGUACGUGACGCAGCCAAAGGACAACGGCGUCCGCUACAAGACGGCGUCAGGUGAGGCGCUGAAAGACCAAGGAAAAGCCGAGGUCACCGGCACUUUGUCGGGAGGCCGUGGGGCCACGAUCACCGGCCGAGGCGCCGGGGUCCACCGCAUACUCCUGUCAGGAGCACAGGCGUGCAAGACGCAUUUUGCGUUUCUGCACGGAACAGGAGGCUUGCUGGUCCCAAAAGGAACUGCUUUCGCUAAGGAGGCCGACGAGGCGUUGCGCCAGUUGGCUUGGAAGCACAAGGGUGUCGGAACCAAGAUGCAAGUGAAGAACGGCAUCUACGUGUUUCCUCUGCAAGACGAGAAGAAAGGAGUGAAGGGCGGAAGCAAGGGCCAAGCUGAGAUGGUUGAGGAAGCGGCAAAAAGGAAAGCCGCCGGAAAGGCAACGCUCAAGGAAAAAGGAGGCACUGAAGACGACCGCUUUGCCGAGGAGCCGGAGGCUCCAGGCGAAGAACAACAGAGGGCGAUAGUGCCGAAGAGCCCAGACCAGCCAACGGCUGACCAGAUCGCACAGCACGAAGCCUCGGGGCACGCGGUGCACCGUUCCUGGUGCGUCCACUGCCAGAGAGCGCGAAAGAUGGUGAAUCCACAUUACCGGAUUCGGAGAGCCGAACUUGAGACAUCUUUGCCGACGCUACACAUGGACUACUUCUUCCUGGGCAAAGAAAAGCAGGAAGACGACGUGAUGCCGCACCUGGUGGUUCGGUGCGACAAAACGCAGCGCACUUGGGCAACUUCGUUGCCCGAGAAAGGCACGCAUGCGUACAACGUCACGUGGUUGGCCAGCGUGAUACGCGAGGCCGGAUGGAAGAGGAUGUGUUUAUUCUCAGAUAAUGAACACGCCCUCCGUGCGCUCAAACUCAAGGCCUCCGAAGAAGUCCAAAAUGUAGUGUUCGACUUGAGAGAGAGUCCUACAAGUACGGAACACGAGAAUGCGCCAUCGAACGGCAUAGCCGAGGCCGCAGUGAGAGAGGUGAAGCGAAUGGUCCGAGCUAUCCUGUCGGAGCUGGAGACAAAGCUUAAGAUCGAGGUGGGCGUGGACCACCCGAUUCUCGCCUGGAUCGCGAGGCAUGCAGCGUUCUUGAUGACACGUUUUCGCAUUGGCGAAGACGGGAAGUCAGCUUACGAAAGGACGCUGGGCCGACCGUGGAGGCGACCUACCAUUGUCUUUGGCGAACAGGUGAUGUUCAAGCCAGUUGGUUCGAGACACAAGCGAGGAAGCCUAGAUGCAAGAGUUUGCAUGGGACGUUACGUCGGAACUGCGUCGAGGAACGCAGACUUGCUGAUCAUGACGUCCGAGGGUAUAUCCCGGGGCCACUCCUUGCACAGGAGGCCCGAGGAUGAGAAAUGGCCUGUUGAAGGUUUCGACGUGCUACGCGGAUUGCCUUGGAGGAUGUCCGGUCCACAAGAGCGAGCGUCGCCCAACCGAGUCGGUAUGCCCGCUCUCGAAGGCGAACAACCCGCGCCACAACACCGAGACUUCAAGGCACGCAACCUGUACGUCAUGAAGUCCGACAUUGAGCUGUACGGCUACACGCCUCAGUGUCCGGGAUGCGAUGCGCAGCUGAUGGGUCUCCCGCAGCGAGCGCACAAUGACGAGUGCAGGAUGAGAGUGCAGAGAAGACUGCAAGAAACCGACGAGGGAAAAGAAAGAGUGAAAAGGGCCCAAGAGCGAGUUGAAAAGGACUACGGAAAGCGGGUCAAAAGAGACCAACCCGCGCUGGAAGGAAGACCUGCCCCCGACGCAAUGGAUGUUGCAGCAGAGGAAGCGGCAGGCGCACCUUUGUCCAGACCAAUGGAGGUCGAGGACCGCGCCGAGCCGAAACAGCGGAAGCGCGCAGCGUCCAAGGACGUCGAGGACCUUUACCGGGAAGAGCCCAGCACGAGGGCUACCGAUGGUCCAGAUGUCGAGGUCAUUGGAGUACACGUGCAAGGGGGAGCAAGUGGCUCUGCAGGACCCGGCCUGGACCACUCACACCAACAAGCACGAGCAGAUGCAGAAAUGUACGACACAGCAACGGCGAAUCCGCCACCAGCCAACGAGGAAGUGCGAAUGAACCUGAUUACGCGGAUGUUCGAACAAAAGGGGCUCAAGUGCAGCCCGACCGAAGCGAAGGCCAUAAACUCUAUGGUUCUACAGUUGGGAGGUAAUGGCAAUUCAGCUGUGCCCUGGAGCAUGGUGAAUGAAGGCAUUAUCUUGCCAAUGGACCAAGAGCCGCCGAUGUUCGCUCAGGCUGAGCAUUUGCGUUUCUUCGAAAAGCUGGAACAAGUGAAGCCAAAGCUUCUGGUGGGCAAGCUGCCCACUGGACCCUUCCAGUCAGUACAACGUGCUUUCGACAUGACCAACAAGAUUGGAGUCGAGACCAAACGCGGAAAUUUGAGGAAGGCCCGAUCUCAACUGGGGCUUUGCUUUGAGGCCUUCGAGGCACAGAAGGAAGCCGGAAACUACUUCCUCUAUGAGUGCCCAAGGGGAACUAAGUCCUGGGAGCAUGAACUUGCUCAAAGGAUGGGUUCGUACUUGGUUGAAGGCCCAAUGUGCAAGUGGAAAGUUGACGAAAGUGGAAAAAUGAUUGCAGGCCAAUCCGGCAAGAAGCGAACCCGCUGGAUUACUAAUUCGGCGACGGUUGCAACAGCGCUGGAAAAGCUAUGCAAGGGCAAUGCGAAGGUGUGGAACCGAACGCUAAGCUUCAAGGAGGGGAUCGUGACGGCCAAGGCCGAGUAUCCUCCGAAGCUUGAAAGAGCACUACUGGCAGGAGUGCGAGCACAACUGGUUCUGGAUGGAGAAAUGAAGGAGGUGGGCCAUGUGGGUGGACCUGACCCACACGAGGAGCCACCGCUCGAAGAGUAUCUCCAUGAUACCUUACCCAAGGCUGGGCAGCUUCACGUAAGCGAGCCCGUCAUAGACGCAAACACAGGGGCACAACUUGAUGCCAGAAAGGUUGCGGAAGCAAGAGCGUCAGAACUUGCCUGGGUGAAAAAGCAAGGUGUGUACGAGAAAGUCGAAGAGAGCGUGUGUUGGGACGAAACAGGUCGUCCGCCCAUAACCUUGAAGUGGGUAGACCGCAACAAAGGGGAUGAUGUUCGGGAAAACUACCGCAGUCGUUUGGUAGUCCGCGAGGUCAAGUCACAGGGACAAGCGGCGUUGAUACCAGACUACGCGCUGUUUUCCUCAAUGCCACCUCUGGAAGGGUUGAAGAUCCUAUGCAGUCUGCUGACGACACUCAAGAGGUCAAAGAGCGGAAAGAAGCUCACGCUGAAGCUGACAGACAUAUCACGUGCACACUUCUAUGGAAAAGCAGAACGACGUGUGUUUGUCACACUUCCCGAGGGAGAUGAAGCUCCCGGCUUUUGUGGUCUGUUGAAACGGACCAUGUAUGGCACCCGUGAUGCCUCAGCUGUAUGGCAGAGAUCGUACACAAGCCUGUUACGCAAGCACGGGUUUGUCGUGGGAAAAGCAUAUCCGUGUACCUUUUAUCAUGCCGAAGCCGACGUGAGAUUAUUGGUGCAUGGGGAUGAUUUCCUAGUCUUGGCAGACGAAGAUGGACAUCGCUUUGUAGACAAAGUACUGUCUGAAGAGUACGAGUUCAAGUGUGAUGGCCACAUAGGACCUGAGUGUGAAAAGGAUAGCAUGACUGUCCUGAACCGGGUCGUGAGCUAUGACAGCCAGACAGGAACUGUUACGUACGAAGCGGAUCCAAGGCACGCGGAAGCCCUAGUGCGCGACCUUGGACUGGAGUCUGCGAAGGCGGCCAAAACGCCAGCAGAAAAGAAAAAGGGAAGUGACCUGAAAGCGAUGCUUGAAGCACAGCCGUUGAAUGCCGAACUUCAGAAAGCAUAUCGGUCUCAUACGAUGAGGGCAGCGUUCCUUGCGCAGGACCGUCCAGACAUUGCCGAGGCUACGAAGAGCUUAGCACGGCACAUGAAAGAACCCACAGAGUGGGCAUGGGCCGAUCUGAAGAGGCUUGUCCGCUACUUACGCGGAAAACCACGGCUGAUCUACGAGUACCACCCGCAACGGUUCAGCAAAGAGAUUGUGAUGUACUGCGACUCAGACCACGCUGGUUGCCUCAUCACGCGGAGGUCAACCACGGGACUAGUGACAAUGCUUGGAUCGCACUGCGUGAAACACUCAAGCAACGUGCAAAGCACGAUCUCCCUCUCGAGUGGAGAGAGCGAGUUUUACGCUAUAGUUCGAGCAGGGUCCAUAGGUCUGUCGCUACAGGCGAUGCUAGAAGACUGGGGAUUAAAGGUCGGUCUGCGGAUUCGAUCUGAUUCCUCGGCGGCCCGAGGCACUACCCAGCGCCAGGGCCUGGGUCAAGCACGCCACGUGCAAACAAGAUACUUGUGGGUGCAAGAGAAAGUCGCCACGCGAGCUCUGGAGCUAGAGCGUGUAGGCACGGAGAAGAACUACUCCGACAUCUGCACCAAACCAAUGCCCGAAGUGGCAAUGAUCAAACACCUCAAGAACAUGGGAUUGCGUUUUCAUGUUGGACGAGCCGGAGCAGCCAAACGGCUCGUGUGA
Messenger RNA from Symbiodinium natans, 9201 nucleotides. Lineage: Eukaryota; Dinophyceae; Suessiales; Symbiodiniaceae. The record is from the annotation of a GenBank genome assembly.